UUUAAAUCUGUACAUUUUGCAAGGAGGGCUUGAGGACAAGGAGUCCCGACUAGAACCAAAGCCCAAAGACACCUGGAGUCUCCAGAGUCCAGACCUGUGCCGGACCUGUCAGUAUAAAAUAAACACAAGCAGGGGCAGAAGGAGUCCAGUCAUGGCUGAACAGAGGUGUUUCUGCGGUGUGUUGAUCACCACGCUGCUGGUCGUGAUGCUGCUGCCUGCAUUCCUGUCUGCUGGACCAAUCGCCAAAAAAUCCAAAGGAGAUGCGGGGGAGAGUAUCCAGGAGAAGGCAGCAGCUGCCGCGGAGCACAGGAGGCUGAUCCGGAACCGCAGGAACAUUAGCUGGUACAAACAGCAUUCUGACUUCUGGGCCUGGUACAAGUACUUUACUGACAACAGCAACCAAGAGGCAGUGCAGGAAAUGGAUCGCAUCUACCUGGCUUAUCUCCAGAACAAGAACCGUGCCGAGGCGCGCAACUCCUACAAGGCCUAUCUUCGGCACCUGGGGGAUAUUUACAAGUCCUGUUCCGACUCUGAGGACCCUAACUGUGUGGCUUCGUAUACCUCAAGGCCCAAACCUAAGGCAGAGCCCCCCAAACCAGCACCAAUGAAAACCUGUGACCCCACGAAGGACCCUCAAUGCCUGUAUAUGGCUUUGGUCCAGGGUAAGAGCCCCUACCUGCCUCUGGUGCUUCAAACUGCCCCUGCAGCACCAGUCAAGGCCCCUGCUCCUUUGUUUGCUCGGGCUGCUGCUGCUCAAAGUAAAGAUCCGAUGUCUGGAUAUCACUACUAUGCCCCAUCUGCAGUGUCUGCCCUUACCAAGGAGCAGAAGGCUGAACUGCUUCGUAUCUGCUCUGCUGAUGAUGUGGAGUGUUUACAGUAUCAUCUCAGAGCUGCCUAUGGCUAUCAAACCUCUGCUGGUCCUGCCCCUUCUUAUGCCCACCUGGGCUGUGACCCCAAGAAAGACCCCACUUGCAAACACAAACAAGCACAAAAGGCCCCUUCUGGUCUCUAUCGACAGUACCCCACUUGUGAUCCAUACCGGGAUCCCUACUGCACCUAUGCUUCCUCCCUUGCGGCUCCCCGUUCUGGUCCCGGACCGUGCAACCCUCUCUAUGACGACAACUGCAACCCUCUGACCGCCACCAGAUUCGCCUCACCCCCAGAGGAGUACCGAAAUGACGAUCGAGAUGAGGCGGCUGCUAUCCGCGCAGCUCCUCCUGCUGCUGAGCAGAACGACCCCUAUGCCAUGUUUAGGGAUGCCUAUGCUAAUGCUAACCGAGUCCAUGAUCCCUAUGCUAUGUACCGUCAGCCUCCAGCCCCAGCGUCUCCUCUUUCUACUGAUCCGUACAACAUCCUGCGUCAGUUCAUGUCCCAAGCUCAGGAUAGUGACCCGUUUGCUCCACGCACGGCUGCUCCCGAGUCCAACGCUAACGAUCCUUUCUCCGCUGCUCGUGACACCAUGAGUCGUCACAGCCCUCCCACAUCCAGGCAGCAGUACCCAUUUUCCAGUCCAAGCUACGAAGAGCCACCUCAGGAGGAGCGACACCCUCUGGGCCCUCCGGGUAAAACCAAAGAGGGUUAUGACUGCUUCAUCGGUUACGACCGUGAAUGCUACCCCUUGAAGCCUAGUCAACCUCGCUCUGGAGCUCAUCGCCGCAUCCCCUAUGCCGCAGAGGCCUACGAGCCCCACCUGAAUGCUGAUGGUACCCGCAACGGUGUCUUGGAGCCUUCUAACCCUGACUGUGACCCCGAGUAUGACCCUGACUGCCGCCUGCGUCGCCACGAGUCACAACCAGCCCAGCCAGAGAUCCAGCCCGAACAUCACGCUGAGGACGACUACAACCAGGGUGCAGGAGAAGGCGAACAGCUGGAACAGGAGCCCUACCAGAGUGGCCAGGAAGAGCCUCACACGUCUUACCAGUCUCACUCGCCGAGGAUGCCCAGCCUCCAGGACAUCCUCAGACUUUACGGAGACCGCUACCCCGGGCAGGUUGAUCACAGAGCUUACGCAGGCGACUACCGCAAAAAGUAAUCAUGCACAUGCACGCAGUUGGACACAAAAACACAGUCCCAAGCAUUUUUGUAGCCCAGUCUGGGAAUAACUUUAUGCAGCAAGCAUCCAGGUCUGACUGGUCAGGAAAUGGGACACAGGUGAAGUCUAUGGGCCUGAAGGGCAAGAACAUGCACAUACGUCCACAUAUAUCCUCCUGCUGAAGGAGCAUGCUCAUAAAUCUUGCAAAAAAAUGUUUGGCUUUCUAUGACUUUAGAUGCUUCAGACCUGCUUUGUGCAUUGCUCUUCAUCCUUUUCCUAGCACUCAAAUUUUGUUAUGAAUUCUUAUUUUCUAAUUUUGCUUCUAUAUCUUUACUUUUCACUUUAUUUUUUCUUUGGUUGUUGCUUUUCACACUAAUGGAUUAUGGAAAUAUUUGUUUCCACAUUGAAUGUUCUACUAAUUAUAAUAAAAAAACAACCCUGAA
Messenger RNA from Austrofundulus limnaeus, 2475 nucleotides. RefSeq names its product actinodin1 (gene and1). Lineage: Eukaryota; Metazoa; Chordata; Actinopteri; Cyprinodontiformes; Rivulidae. The record is from RefSeq and is a predicted model, not a curated record. The coding region runs from base 152 to 2032 and encodes 626 amino acids. The transcript has 7 exons.